Messenger RNA from Eutrema salsugineum, 675 nucleotides. Its product is annotated as E3 ubiquitin-protein ligase dbl4. The annotation marks the transcript as partial. The transcript has 3 exons. NCBI's taxonomy places the organism in Eukaryota, Viridiplantae, Streptophyta, Magnoliopsida, Brassicales, Brassicaceae. Gene Ontology annotation, molecular function: ubiquitin conjugating enzyme binding; zinc ion binding; ubiquitin protein ligase activity. Gene Ontology annotation, biological process: protein polyubiquitination; positive regulation of proteasomal ubiquitin-dependent protein catabolic process; ubiquitin-dependent protein catabolic process. The record is from RefSeq and is a predicted model, not a curated record. Gene Ontology annotation, cellular component: ubiquitin ligase complex; cytoplasm.
UACAUCCAUCUUCCGGACCAUUCCGAGACUUGUGUUAUAUGUUUUGACGACAUUGAUUCUGAUGUCAUGUUUUCUGUUGACAAAUGCAGUCAUCGAUUUUGCUUUGAAUGUAUGAAACAUCAUAUAGAGGUGAAGCUGCUUGAGGGAACGAUACCGAAUUGUCCUCAGCAUCGCUGCAAGUCUCAGCUAUCUAUUGAUAGUUGUAGCAAGCUUUUGACUCUAAAGCAGAGUCUUGCGUGGAAACAGAGGAUUAAAGAGGACUCAACUCCUUUUACAGAAAAGGUUUACUGUCCAUACCCAAGAUGCUCGUAUCUAAUGUCCAAAACCGAGCUAUCUACAUGUUCUGACGCUGGACUUAGGACAUGCUUUAAAUGCAGUGGCUCCUUCUGUGUCCACUGCAAAGUUCCAUGGCAUAGUAAGCUAUCGUGCACCGCGUUCAAGAAAUGGCAUCGUCCUCGCAAUGAUGAUGCAGAGUUUAUAAAGUCUCUGGCAAAGUUUAAUGGGUGGCGUCAAUGUGCCAAGUGCCAACAUAUGAUUGAACAUUCAAGCGGAUGUGCCCGCGUAAAAUGCAGGUAUGCAUGUGUGGAUAUGUUUUUUGUUACAACUGUGGAGUCGAAUGGUACAGCUCAAUUCAUAAAGAUUGCAUACAUUUUAGGGAGCAUAAUCUUGCUAUGA